Messenger RNA from Drosophila elegans, 4381 nucleotides. It is a transcript of the gene Reps, whose product is annotated as ralBP1-associated Eps domain-containing protein 2. NCBI's taxonomy places the organism in Eukaryota, Metazoa, Arthropoda, Insecta, Diptera, Drosophilidae. Gene Ontology annotation, molecular function: protein binding; calcium ion binding. Gene Ontology annotation, cellular component: plasma membrane; cytoplasm. Gene Ontology annotation, biological process: endocytosis; endosomal transport. The transcript is spliced from 7 exons. The record is from RefSeq and is a predicted model, not a curated record. Bases 443 to 3133 code for a protein of 896 amino acids.
AAUCGAUAUCGCAACCUAUCGAUAUCGGAGCCAGCGCACACAUAGUGCAAAAGAGUUUGCGAAAAAAAACCUGGACAAAAAGGCAAAUUGAUUGCGAACCGCGCAGCUUAAGGAAGCAGGAGUUUCCCAUCGACCUGUGCCGUGGAGUGUUCUAACCCCCGUAACUGUGGCGGCACCGAAAAGCUAGCGAAACCUUCGCCACUGGAGAGCUCCCAUCUUCCACCUCCUCCAACUCCGUCUUGCGGCCAAAAGACAGAAAGGCAGCGCAGAGAUUUUGCGGGGCAGCGGGGUCUGGCACUGGCCUGUUGGGGCUACUAGCGUGGAAAUACACAAACGGAUCGGAUCGGGUUCCGGGUCCGGGUCGGAGGAACGGGGCGUGGCUCGCUAACCAGCGGCUUGGCAAACAAACACAACCGGAGGCGGCAACAAGUAGGCAGCAGGCAUGGACGUGUCGCUCACUGAAGCGGAGACGCGAUUCUACAGUGAGCUGUUCCAAUGCUGCGACGUGGAGAAGACGGGCAAGGUGCCCAUGCUGAAGGCCACCGAGCUCUUCCGCUCGGCGGACAUCGCCAACGAUAUUGUGAUUGAGAUCACCGGCCUGGCGGGGAUUCCCUCCACGGCACUGCACAUCUCGCGCACGCAGUUCUACUCAUGCCUGAAGCUGAUCGCCGCCCAUCAGGCGGCCAUGCCGCUGCGCCAGGAGCUGAUUUUGGCCACCUUUCCGAUCCCACUGCCGCACUUCAGCUGGAAGGAGGCGGUCACGGCUCCGGUGGCCGUCGAAAACGGACUGGCCGCCUUGCCCCCGCCGCCGCCCACUGAUCGCAGGAACUCGCUGCGUCGCAACUCGCAGCAGGAGCAGCUGCAGGACACCUCCGAUGUGCCCAGCACUGACUCCGAGGUGGAGCAAAACGAAUCCGUGGACGAGGCGACGGGCCACGGACGCGGCACGGAUGGCAGCGGGCUCGUCAGCAGCAGCAGCCGCGAGAAUGUCGGGCGACGCCGAGGCGGCGGUGCUGCCGGUGGGUCUCCCGAAGCCUGGAGCACCAACAGCGACAGCCCCACACCCACCAACAGUGUGGCCCUCUGGCAGGGAUUGCUGGGCGACGAGCACCGCCAGCUGCUGGGCACGGAGGAGGAGUCCUCCGAUCGCCACAGCAGCGACGACGAGGACAACGAGAGCGAGCUGGUUACCAUCUACGAGAUAACUCCGGAGCAGCGCGAGUACUAUAAUAAGCAGUUCAGAACGGUCCAAAGAGAUCCUCAUGGACUGCUAUCUGGCCAGGCAGCAAGAGUCUUUUUCGAAAAGAGCCGCAUCCCUGUGGAGGAGUUGCGUCACAUCUGGCAAUUGUGCGACGUUACACGCGAUGGAGCACUGAGCUUGUCCGAGUUCACGGCCGCCAUGCACCUGGUGGUUCUGAGACGCAACAACAUUCCGUUGCCCACCAGCCUGCCCCACUGUCUGCAUCCCAAUGUGCUCCAAGCGGCUGUGGCUGGCAGUGGCCAGGGAGUGAGCUCCUCAUCGUCAGCUGCGCUGCCUCAGGAGCCGCCUGAGGCUGAUCUCCUGCAUCUGAACGAUGACGAUGAGGACGACCACACGGACAAUACAAUCAUAGCCGGCAAUCUCAGCGGCGGCAGUGCCAACAGCAAACCGCGUCCCAACGUGCCCAGCGACAAGAACAUCAUGAAUCUGAGCAGCAUCUCCACGUCCUCGCAAGCAAGCAACAGUUCCAGGCGUGAGGCCACACCCCAGAAUUCGUUGGCCAAGAACCGCAGCAUCUCGAACUCACCGAGUGCGGAGAAGGCGGUGGUGGGAGCGGUUUCGUCUACGGCAAAUGCUGUAGACGCGAGCAACGCCUCCACCCAGUGGACAAAGUUCAGCGAAUCUCCCACAACAAGUGCGGCUCCGUUGCAGUCAACCACUGUUGUUGCCGCCGGAGCAGCCGCUCCUGCCGUCUCUAGUCCCGGGCUGAAGCCAGCCCUGUUCGACAUGAAGCGCUCUGCCCAGGACGUGGUCUCCAAUCCACAGAUCCUGCACCCAGUGCCGCUAAGAGUGACACCCAUAGGCACCGCCAUCGCUUCUUCGGCCGAGUCAUCCAACGACAACGACAGCGUUGUGGUUCUGCGCGAGGACAGUCCCAAGGCCAUCUCUUCGACCGCAGUCAACAAUCAGUCAUCUGGAUCUGCUGUUUCAACCGGAGUAUCGGGAGCUAAUAGCUCCCAUCGCGAGAGCAGCGAUUUGCGUGCCAUCCAACGGCCUCAGGCCAAAAAGCUGCCGGCUAAGAACAGUGCAUUGCCACCGCCACCGCAACGUGAGCCGAGCAUCGGCUCAACUGGCCCAAGUGAGCCUUCGGAGCAGCAGCCCAGUUACGUGGCAUCAUCGUUGGCGUCCAAGAAGGAGCCACCGCCGCUGCCGCCACCGAGGCCACAUCGUCAUGCGCGAAGCAGCAGUCUGGACUUGAACAAGUUUAAAAUGGGCUCAACGGGCGGUGCCCAGCAGGCGGAGAUCACUGCGCAGGCCAGCUUCGAUAUGCAAACCUCAACGGGGUUUGCCGAUUUCACGCACUUUGCCGACGAAGGCGCCGCGAACGUCGUGGACGAACAGCAGCUACACUCCUUGCCGCCGACAGCACCUCCGCCGCAGGCAGCAGUGGUGCCGCCCACGAGGAUUACACUUCAGCAGGCUCAGCAGCGCGUUUCCGCUUUCGAGGUUUACCGCAAGCCGCAGACGCCGCGCGGAUCGCAAUCGCCGCCGCAACAGCCACCACCGCCGGCCCCAGCUCUGGGAUUGGCUGCCCAAUCCGGCCAGCUGCCCAAUGCCGAGAGCUUUGAGAAGCGGGUGACCGCCAUUAGCGACUCGCUGCGCCACGUGUCCUUUAAGCAGGGACAGGCCAGCACCACGGAGGUGUUGCAACGGCUGCGGGAGCAGAACAACUCUCUGCUCCAUCUCUGCAAUGACCUAAGCGACGAGCUGUUGAAUGUCCAGACACGCAAGGAGGAGAUGCGACUCAAGCUAGAGGGACUGAGUGCCGGUGAUGCCACUGGACGAACAAGCUCCUCCAUAUCCGCCCCGGUGACGGCGAAUGUGACUGGUGGAUCCUCGGGUUCGGCAGGUGCUGCUUACACCAACGUUUGAACAGCGAAAAAUAAUCAUGUUUACUAGGGUGAAUCGAUUUGUUCAACAAGAAUUGGAGCGGAGGAAGCUUCUUUAUCUAAGGCCUUGCAUCUCUUCUUUUAUAAUCUCUUAAGCCAAAAAUUUAACAUUCCUUUUAAAGUGUUACCAUGUUUUUUUUUUUUCUUAACUAAUUGUUGGACUUAUUAUAAUUUUCCUUAGACUGCCUUUAUUAAAACAAAUAUUUGGUUUGCAAAAAUGCUUAAAAAAAAUCUGAUAGCUAAGUGUAUGCGCUAUUUAUUUUUUCUGACCACUUAUGUACAAGUUGAGAAGAACAUUGGCUUGCUUUUUUUUUUUUUUUUCAUUCAAACAAAUCGAUCCACCCUUAAUGUUUAAAACUUAUUUUGUUGUUUCUGUAUGUUGCAAGCACAAUUAACUAAUCGGGGUGUUUACACAGCGAUAAGACUGAGCAAUCGUUCGAGUAAGCGACUAAAAUUUCCGUCAAAAUGUCUUUUUUCUAGAGAAAAUAUUUACAUAGUCUGUGGAAAAAUAAUCACAAGAUCAGCAAACUUCUAAAUUCCCUGUAUUUACAUUGCUUACUCAAAAGUAUGCUCAGUUUUAAGCUGAUAAAAGUCAACCUAAUGGAGCUGGUACCGCGUCCGUUUAUGCAUGGAAAUUGCUAAUUUAAUUUGUAGGCUAGUUAAAUCUCAAGAACACAAAACAAAUCAUGCGAGAACAGCAACAAUAAUGCCGCCUCUAUAGAUAUUUAUGCAGAUCAAUUUAUAUAUGUAUACAUAUAUGUAUAUGUAAAUUAAGAGAUAUAUGUAUAUGGUAUAUGCGCUUCUCCUAAUUGUUCGCUUGACAGCCACCCGUAUCUCACCCUCACACUAGUGAUUAAUGAAACUGCCACAAAGUGGUCCAAUCCCAGCUGUAAUAUUGCCUGCUGCGAAGGCAUUUUUCUUUCCAAUUUGCUAUUUAUUAAUGUUUUGUGUAUGCCUCGAAAAAGCGUCCCCUUCUAUUCAUUCCUUCAGUGAAAACUAACAUAGAAAACAAAAAGAAUCACAAAAAAAAAGAACCUAAAACAAAAAAAAAUAAUAAUAAAAAGCCAGGCUUAAUUUUUAAGUAUUAGAAAAGUCAAAGGUUAAAAAAUCGACAACCAAUUCAUUUCCUUUAAAGCUUAGCUUAGGUUUUUCAAAAAAGUACAUACAUAUUAAUAUAUUUUCUAUCUGUAUAGUGUACACGAAAAUACAAACUACUACUUGAUAUUAUGUA